Symphalangus syndactylus (siamang) is the source of this 1872-nucleotide messenger RNA. RefSeq names its product protein phosphatase 1 regulatory subunit 17 (gene PPP1R17). The record is from RefSeq and is a predicted model, not a curated record. Gene Ontology annotation, biological process: regulation of phosphatase activity. Gene Ontology annotation, molecular function: protein serine/threonine phosphatase inhibitor activity. Lineage: Eukaryota; Metazoa; Chordata; Mammalia; Primates; Hylobatidae.
AAUUCACUUCACAUUCAGACUUGACAGUUGCUCAUUCUGAAACUCUCAAAGUGUCUCUGAGAGAGGGCUGUCAGUGUGAGGGUGGGGGGGUCAUUUUAUUUUGGCUUAAAUCUCAAGUUUAGAGUUUCUAAUAGCCAAGUUUAAGAAGCACACAUAAAGAAACAGGAUUGGAUUGGGAACACAACAGCAGUGCUAGAGAAGAAAUACAUCCACCCACCCUCCUUUGAUGAUGUCCACUGAGCAAAUGCAGCCACUGGAACUCUCAGAAGACAGACUGGACAACCUAGACCCUCGUUGCAGCCACUUAGAUGAUCUUUCAGACCAGUUCAUUAAGGACUGUGAUCUCAAAAAGAAGCCUAGAAAGGGAAAAAAUGUACAGGCCACCCUGAAUGUUGAAUCAGACCAAAAAAAACCAAGGAGGAAAGAUACACCGGCGCUGCACAUCCCACCUUUCAUACCAGGUGUGUUUUCAGAACAUUUAAUUAAAAGAUAUGAUGUUCAAGAGAGACAUCCAAAGGGCAAAAUGAUCCCUGCUCUUCAUAACACUGACCUGGAACAGAAAAAGCCAAGGAGAAAAGACACACCUGCCCUGCACAUGUCCCCCUUUGCAGCAGGUGUGACAUUGCUCAGGGACGAGAGACCCAAAGCAAUCGUGGAAGAUGACGAAAAGGAUGGUGACAAGAUAGCUAUUUAAAGAUAGUUCCCCUGAGACCGCUUGUAAAUAGGUUAGAUUGGUUCCCUGUGGUGACCUAGAGAAAAAAUAGACUUGUUUCUGCUCUCAUUUUUGUCAUCGUCUGACUUUAAGAUUCAGACACCUUCUCCCCAGGAGAUGUAUGCCAUCAAAUUGCCAGUCACCUCUUUGUCUCUCUCUUCUUUCUGAGUAUGGUUUCUAUUCUGUGUUUUGAAUUUUUAUUUUCUAAUGCAGUGGAAAAGAAACAGAUCAUCCUAAAUGAGGAGGUAACAGAGAAAGCACUGGGGUUCGGUUUCUGCAUCUUCUGGAUCAAUUCAUGGAGCAGAGAUGGUGGAUUACAUGGGCUCCUUCUUGGUUUUUGCUGCUGGGCAGGACUUGACUUAGCAUCAUCCAAGCACCAGUCCAAGUGGGGUUCCCUAUUGCCAGUUAGAGAGGUGAGAAAGUUUUGACUCUCACUCACCAAUUGCUUUGGAGACAAAGGUCUUUUAUUUCUCGUGUUCUAUCUUAAGAGUCCAAAUGUCUCUGGUGAUGUUCCUAUGUUCCUAAGAUGCUUGUCCCAGAUACUCUAAAUGUGAAUGUAUGAACUGGGGGAGUCAACCCAGCCCACCAUGCCUUGGCUGAUGAUACCAGAGGCAGAGAGUGCUGGUCUGUCUGGGAAGCUUAGCAAUGUAUCUUCAAAUUUAUUUUUGUUUUUAAAAAUAUUUCUUAAACAUGCUGUCCCAAUAUUUGUGAGCUGUGUCACAAGUGAAUCAUUAUCAAUGGUAGAUAAAAUAUCAAUGUUUGUGAUGAAUUUACUUUAAAAAAAUUAAGGUCAAUGAAAGCCAUUCUGUUAUUUUUAGCAUUCUCACUUAUUUAGACUCUAUUACACUUUCUUGGAUGAGAGGGGAGAGUGUGGUGUUAGCUAGUGUGCAGAGGUCUGUACAUUGUCCUUGCCCCAGCUUGCAAUCUGUGGAUGCCCAGGGGAAGGCAUACAGGCCUCAUCCACCAGGCAAUAGACAGGAGAGAGGUGAGAACUAUUUUUAGAAGGAGGAAAAGUAGAUACGCAAAUUGUCACAAGAGUGAUAAUUUGGUAGCUCUGUAUGUAUGCUGGUUCCAAAUGUUUAAUCCCUUCUGUCUUUCUGUUCUCACAAAGAUGGAAAAGAUGCAAGAGCUUGCCGGAAAUAAAGCUACAUCUAUCCACA